Molecule: messenger RNA, 757 nt
Organism: Callorhinchus milii (elephant shark)
Lineage: Eukaryota; Metazoa; Chordata; Chondrichthyes; Chimaeriformes; Callorhinchidae
Gene: elof1
Product: ELF1 homolog, elongation factor 1
Exons: 5
Coding region: 286-537 (83 amino acids)
Biological process (GO): transcription elongation by RNA polymerase II
Cellular component (GO): transcription elongation factor complex
Molecular function (GO): RNA polymerase II complex binding
Source: RefSeq, a predicted model, not a curated record
CAGGCGGGGUGGGUGGUGGGGGGGGGAGGGGCUGCGUCAGGGGCCGAGCGGAGCGGAGUGUGUCUGUGCAGUCAGUCAGUCAGUCGGCAGCGGCUCCGGGUUCUCCCGGGAAGACGGAGAGACUAACGUGACGACAGCGCCUCCGCGCUAUUUUUUUUACCUCAGGAAGAGGGGCUGCGUUGGGACAUCGGGACAGUGGUUGACGACAGUGUGUAUUGAUGCUCGGAUCGGGAGGCUGGAAUUUAAUUGGAAAGAGUGACGUGAAGAGACUUGAAGGGAGCUGCAAUGGGGCGCAGGAAGUCGAAGAGAAAGCCCCCCACCAAAAAGAAGAUGGUGGGGACACUUGAGACCCAGUUCACGUGUCCGUUCUGUAACCACGAAAAGUCUUGCGAUGUGAAAAUGGAUCGAGCACGGAAUACAGGGAUCAUAUCCUGCACUGUGUGUUUAGAAGAAUUUCAGACUCCAAUAACGUAUUUGUCCGAGCCGGUUGACGUAUACAGUGACUGGAUCGACGCCUGCGAAGCGGCUAAUCAAUAACUAACGGGAUUUGGCUGGAGCCACUCUUUAUAUUUUUAUUUUCAAGUGUUUUUUUUUCCUUUCUUUUUACCGACUGUAAAUAGGUUCUUUGAGUGCUUGUGGAGUCCUCUCUCUCUGUCUCUCUCUCUCUCUCUCUCUACUCCUUUGCAAGCUGUGUAUAAAAUGAAAAGUAGCAUAUUUUGUGGAGUCCUGUUGCGUAUUGGUUAGAGCACUCGCCUCG